UGUUCCGUGUCGGGAGUCUCGCGAUACUUUGUCGCGCGAACUCGCUGGGAGAAGCUGAGCUGGAGGGAUCAUGGCGGAGCGCAGAAGGCAAAAGAAACGGAUCCAGGAGGUGAGCGACCCCACCAAGGAGGAGAAGGCGGUGGCCAAGUACCUGCGCUUCAACUGUCCUACCAAGUCCACCACCAUGAUAGGCCAAAGGGUGGACUACUUCACCGCCUCCAAGGCGGUGGACUGCCUGCUGGACUCCAGAUGGGCCAAGGCCAAGAAAGGCGAGGAAGCGCUCUUCACCAGCAGAGACUCGGUGCUGGACUACUGCAACAGGCUCCUCAAGAAGCAGUUCUUCCACCGUGCUCUCAAAGUCAUGAAAAAGAAGUCGGAGAAGGACAUCAGGAAGGACAAGAAGCCCAAAGGCGACAGCGGCAAAGAGGAGGAGAAAAAGGCAAAGAAGGAGAAGAACAAGAAGAAGGAGGCGGACACCGGCGGCGAAAGCAAAAAGGACAAGAGCGACGACAGCCCGGGAAGCCCCAAGAAGAAGAAGGAGGUGAAGAAGAAGUUCAAGCUGGAGCUGCAUGAGGAUCAGGUGUUCCUUGACGGGAACGAGGUGUACGUGUGGAUCUACGACCCCGUUCCUUUCAAGACCUUCGCCAUGGGGCUGGUCCUGGUUAUUGCCGUCAUCGCCGCCACGCUUUUCCCUCUCUGGCCGGCGGAAAUGCGCGUGGGCGUUUACUACCUCAGCGUCGCCGCCGGAUGCUUCGUGGCCAGCAUUUUGCUCCUCGCUGUCGCUCGCUGCAUCCUCUUCCUGUUCAUCUGGCUGGUGACGGGCGGCCGCCAUCACUUCUGGUUCCUCCCCAACCUGACGGCCGACGUGGGCUUCAUCGACUCCUUCCGGCCGCUCUACACCCACGAGUAUAAAGGCCCGCGGGGCGGCGCCAAGAAAGGCGGCAAGGACGGCGGCGGCGGCGGCGGUGGUAACGCAGCACAAAAAUCAGACAGCGACGAUAAGUCCGACAGCGAGAAGAAGGACGAGGAGGAGGAGGAUGAAGACGAUGAAGGCAAAGAGGCGGGGCUAGAGGAGCGUAAAAGCGGCGAGGAGGGAGCGGAGCGCCACUCGGACACCGAUAGCGACCGCAGGGAAGACGAAGGCUCGCAGCACAGCAACGGUAACGACUUUGAGAUGAUCACCAGGGAGGAACUGGACCAGCACACGGAAGAAGAAGAAGAAGAGGAGGAGGAGGAAGAAGAGGAGGAGGGGGAAGAAGAAGAGGAGCAGGAAGUAGGGGACAGCAUUGACAGUGAAGCUCAGACUGCUGAAACAUAAACAUCCCGUGUCACUCUCCACUUUUUCCUCCUUCCCGAUCCCACUCAACUUCCUCCUCAGCAGACGCUGCCGCCAUCAGCGCAAAGUCUUAGACUGGACUUCCUGCCCCCCCUCCACCCCUGUGCUUGAUCUCAUCUGCGAUUGACCUGAUUCACGUCUCCACGCGAGGUCCGACACAGACUGUGACCAACGGUGGAAGUCUCCUGCCCCCCCCCCCCCCCCCCCCCGUCACGGCCUCGCAUCCUGCCAUCGCUUCCCAAGGGGAGCAACAACAGGGACCAAACUCAUCGUGUCAUUUCAAACAAGAGCAGAAAAGCGGCUGCUUGCUUGCUUGCGGUCGGUCGGUCUGCGAUGGCGAACUGAGCGCUCCGGAGCAGCCGCCGCAACAUUUCAAGGUGCCAUAAAUGCUACGAAUGACGUCUAGCGUCCCGCACGAGCACAGUGGAAGUUUUGGGGUCGUCCAUUUAGCUCAUUUUUUUUCAAAGUAUGAAUUAUUUCUAUUUGGAUUUUUAUUACUCUAGAAAAAGAGAAUUAUGCAUACCGUGUUUGCCAACUGCCUCCCUCCAUUUCCUCUUCUUAGGAGAUAUUACCCAUACUUUGUUUUUAUAUCCCACUCUAGGAAUUUUUCUUCUUAAUUUAUUCCACUUUUUUUUUUUUCUCUCUCAAUUUGUCCGGUUUAUGGUUUUGUUUCUCUGGCGUCUCUCUCUCUCUCUCUCUCUCCCAUGUCACACGUUGUUGGCUGUUGUACAAUUGUAGUAUUCGGUGAUACCAUCUUCUACUUGCUCAUCACACGUUUGUGCCAGUUGGGGAGGGGGAGGGGGGUACCAUCUUGUCUUCUAGUCGUUGAACAUGGGCGUCUCCUCAUGCAAUACUCAAGAGUAUAAUUUCAAUACAAAUAUUUGAUGUCUGGAAAUAUCUUAUUGCAAUAAAAAUGUAGAAAGC
Molecule: messenger RNA, 2260 nt
Organism: Doryrhamphus excisus (bluestripe pipefish)
Lineage: Eukaryota; Metazoa; Chordata; Actinopteri; Syngnathiformes; Syngnathidae
Gene: sec62
Product: SEC62 homolog, preprotein translocation factor
Biological process (GO): post-translational protein targeting to membrane, translocation
Cellular component (GO): endoplasmic reticulum membrane; endoplasmic reticulum
Source: RefSeq, a predicted model, not a curated record